AUGGUAUCAUUAGCCAUGAAAGGAUCUGGGAUCAACUUAGACGAUCUCCAAAACUUCUUCCUCAAUAACCUUGAAACCAUAAUUCUCCUUUCAUUUCCUCUGCUUUUCUUGUUGACCAUCUACAUGUUAACCCGGCCCAAACCCGUUUUCCUCGUCGACUUCUCGUGCUACCUCCCACCGUCUCAUCUCAAGGUCAGUGUCAAAACGCUGAUGGAACACGCUAGGCGUGCAAGAGAAGCAGGCGUGUGUUGGAAGAACAAAGAGAAUGACUAUUUGAUUGAGUUUCAGCAGAAGAUUCUUGAACGUUCCGGUCUGGGUCAAGAAACCUGUAUCCCCGAGGGUCUCCAGUGCUUCCCGCUUCAGCAGGACAUGGCCGCUUCGCGUAAAGAGACAGAGCAAGUAAUCUUCGGAGCUCUAGACAAUCUUUUCCGCAACACUGGAGUAAAACCUGAUGAGAUCGGUAUAUUGGUUGUGAAUUCUAGCACAUUUAAUCCGACUCCAUCACUUGCUUCCAUGAUUGUGAACAAGUACAAACUCAGAGACAACAUCAAGAGUCUGAAUCUUGGAGGAAUGGGUUGCAGUGCCGGAGUCAUAGCCAUUGAUGUUGCAAAGGGGUUAUUACAAGUCCAUAGGAACACUUAUGCUAUUGUUGUAAGUACAGAGAACAUCACUCAGAACUUGUACUUGGGGAAAAACAAAUCAAUGCUAGUCACAAACUGCUUGUUCCGGGUUGGUGGUGCAGCGGUUCUGCUUUCCAACAGAUCAAGAGACCGUGGACGCGCCAAAUACGAGCUUGUUCAUACCGUAAGGAUCCAUACAGGAUCAGAUGAUAGGUCCUUCGAGUGUGCAACGCAAGAAGAAGAUGAAGAUGGUAUAAUCGGAGUUACCUUGACAAAGAAUCUACCAAUGGUUGCUGCAAGAACUCUUAAGAUCAAUAUCGCAACUUUGGGUCCUCUUGUUCUUCCAAUGAAAGAGAAGCUUGCUUUCUUUGUGACUUUUGUCAAGCAGAAGUAUUUUAAGCCAGAGUUGAAGAAUUAUACUCCGGAUUUCAAGCUUGCCUUUGAGCAUUUCUGCAUCCAUGCUGGUGGAAGAGCUCUAAUAGAUGAGCUUGAGAAGAAUCUUAAGCUGUCUCCAUUACACGUUGAGGCCUCUAGAAUGACACUACACAGGUUUGGUAACACUUCUUCGAGCUCAAUUUGGUAUGAGUUGGCUUAUACAGAGGCUAAAGGAAGGAUGAAGCAAGGAGAUAGGAUUUGGCAGAUUGCUUUGGGAUCAGGUUUUAAGUGUAACAGUUCAGUUUGGGUGGCUCUACGCAACGUUAAGCCUUCGGUUAACAAUCCAUGGGAAGAUUGUAUGGACAGAUACCCAGUUGAAAUUGAUAUUUAA
Thlaspi arvense is the source of this 1386-nucleotide messenger RNA. NCBI's taxonomy places the organism in Eukaryota, Viridiplantae, Streptophyta, Magnoliopsida, Brassicales, Brassicaceae. The record is from the annotation of a GenBank genome assembly.